AUGAAUACCGAUGCUGCCAAGGAACAGGAGCGCCGCCUCUAUGCAAAGCACAAUAUACGUAACUCCUUCUGUGUAUGGUGUAUUGGUGUCAUCAAUAAUUUCCACUGGAACCUGGUGCACGCAGGCUCAAGCGCCAUCGCUGACAGCUAUGGUAUGAAGAAGUAUGUGGCGCUUAUCACGUGGGCCAAUGUGUUAUUUACUAUUGUCGCACGCAUUGGAAAUGCCUUUGUGUUUCCAUUGCUAUCCUACAAUGUCCGUGUAACCAUAAAGGCCGGUGUGGCAAUUGCAGCACUCCUUAUCGUGAGUUUUGCGUGGGACAUUGGUGGCCACAAGAAUGUGGUGGCUUUUGUUGUAACGCUCAUUGGUGUGGUCUUUGGUGGUAUGGCGAGCUGCUACGGCGAGUCUCUCUUUCUUGGAUACAUUGAACGAAUGCCUUCAUUGCAGAUUGGAUCUUGGUCCUCUGGAACAGGGCUCUCUGGUGUGGUUGCUUCACUAUCCUUUUUGGGAUUGACCUCUGCCGGCCUGAGAAACUCUUAUAUUUUCCUGAUCAGUAUACCUAUUCUGGUUAUAUAUUGGUUGCUCUACUUCUUUGGCCUCAAGAUGCCUUUCUACGUACCGACGAGCCCCGCGAACAACAAAUCCAUUACUGAGGUGGAUGCUCAACCUGUGGAUGGUGAUGAUGAUGAUGAUUACGGCCGGUGCGCAUACAAGGCAAUGUCUAACUGGAAGGGCAUGCCGUGGACAGACAUCAUUCCACCAGAGCCGGAAGAAAAGCCUGAGUGUCUGAAAGAGAUGGAGCGGGAGAAGUUGCGGGCUGCGAUGGGUGAUGACUAUGUGGAACCAUUGGACUCCGACAAUACACCCGAAAACGCACAGAUUGGAAAGUGGGCGCGCUGGAAGCGGGAUACAUGGCCAAUGGCCAAAGAAAUGCACCGUUUUACUGCUUGGAACAACUUCAACCUUACUGCCGUGUACGUUACGGAGUACGUCGUACAGCUGAUGGUACCAUUCAGUUUCCCGUGCGGAGUUAAAGUAUCUGAGAGCUUCUGGCUGAAGAAUUCGUUUGUCAUCUCACAGUUCUGCUACCAAUUCGGUGUGUUGGUAUCCCGCAGCAGCCUUCUCUGUAUCCGUAUCCGCUACGUGUGGAUUAUGACGAUCAUUCAAUUCUUGAAUGCCAUUGCUUGGUUGAUACAGGCGAAGAUAAAGUACAUGUCUGACCCCAAUAAUGCGGACCGUGAACUCAAAUUUGCCUUUGGCCUGUUUGCCUGGAUGAUAUUUGUGGGUCUGAUGGGUGGUUCCUCGUACGUGAAUGUCUUCUAUAACAUCCUUGAAGAGACAAAAAGAAUGCAGGAGGAUGAGGAGAGAGAGAUUGUGGAGUUCGUCACCCGACACCGCUCAAUGGAAAGCGCCAAGAAGUCUGAUGAAGAGGGCCCUCAGAAGAAUGCCAAAGAUGGAGAUUUAAUUGCUUCUGACGAUGAACAAGAGGUGGGUGUGUUGGACAGUGAGCCAGAGGAGCUGCAUGCGGCUCGCAAGUACAUUGCCGCCCUCUGGAAGCAGAGACGCAGUAUGGCAAUGAACAUUGGGGCUUUGUAUGCAUCUAUUGGCAUCACCAUUGGAUCACUAAUUGCCCUCUUCUUUACACUGGUCGUGCUGAAGAAUGACGCAUGCACGUAG
Messenger RNA from Trypanosoma theileri, 1674 nucleotides. RefSeq lists its product as uncharacterized. Gene Ontology annotation, cellular component: membrane. NCBI's taxonomy places the organism in Eukaryota, Euglenozoa, Kinetoplastea, Trypanosomatida, Trypanosomatidae. The transcript has a single exon. Bases 1 to 1674 code for a protein of 557 amino acids. The record is from RefSeq and is a predicted model, not a curated record.